GAAGCCUUAAUACUAUUCCUUCAGUGCAUCGGAAACCCUCCAAUUACAAACCCUUGCUUGCCUUAAGCUCUACUCAUCCUCUUUAUUUCCCUGCCAUGUCUUCCUAACUCAGUCUCCAAAAAGAAAAAAAAUGCUUACAAGUAGCUCAAACCUUCCUCAAAAGUCCUUAAAAUUAAAGCAAGAUGACAAAAAGGUCUUCUCCAGGCGUCUAGCAAGAGAUGUCUCCUUGUCUAACUUGAGCACAGAAGAUUACCAUGUUGGCGCGUCUGUUGCAGUUCCAUUCACUUGGGAGUCUCAACCAGGCACUCCUAAGAUCAAGUUCAGAGAAAACCCUCUUCCUCCUUUAACCCCCCCGCCGUCCUACUCUUACAACAACCCAAAGAGACCAACAAAAAAGCUCUCUAAGUACAAUCUCUUGGACUCUAUUUUCCCUAAACGUUCUACAAGAAAAGCAAACCUGCCUGUAUCACCAGCUUCUUCAUCUUCUUCUUCGUCGCAGUUAUCAUCCUCAUGGUCAGCAACAUAUUCUGUGCCUUCUUCGCCAACGAAGGUCUCGAAGUCUCGAGGAAGUUGUCAUGGAAAAUCAUCAAGCCCAAGACAAUAUUUUGAUUCAAGGAAAACAAUGCUGGAUCAUCUUGAUGAUCAGGAUCGUGGGAAUGAGUGUGAAUCUCCAGUUUCUACUUUGUGCUUUGGUCUUGGUCGUGGAUCAAGUGCCGGUUCUCGAGGUUGCUAUGCAUCCAUGAUCAAGGUAUUGCUCAGGGAUGCUUAAUAAGUUAAUGAAAUGUACUGUUUGGUAUCUAAACAUGGAUGCUUUAGUCCUUGUCGUUAAAUGAAAGGAAAAAGUCCAUGUUAUAUUAUACCGGUUAUGUAGGUUAAAUCAACGCUGAAACUAGUGAUGAUCGCUGCCAUGGUUGAUUUUCUUGAUUAGUGAAUGAAAGUGAUCAUAUCAUCAAUACAAUCAUAUAUUUUGCUGCUUAA
Populus nigra (black poplar) is the source of this 978-nucleotide messenger RNA. RefSeq lists its product as uncharacterized. The record is from RefSeq and is a predicted model, not a curated record. The transcript has a single exon. Bases 131 to 769 code for a protein of 212 amino acids. Lineage: Eukaryota; Viridiplantae; Streptophyta; Magnoliopsida; Malpighiales; Salicaceae.